UCACACCGACUGUACGGCCGUCACUUUCUGUGCUCUCUCGUCCAAAUCCUCGCGCUCUCUCUUUCUUCUCUGGGCUCGAUCGGCGCGCCACUGCUGAAAGUCAUGGGUCGUUGACCUCUCAGCAACCCACUGCUCAUACUCGUCCUUCUGCCGGCCGAUCUCGGCCAGCCUUUUCUUGACACUUCCCAUAGUCUCCAUCUGGGUGCUCGUGUCCAGCGAGAAGGGGCUGCUAUAGCGCAAGAAUGGGCCGCUAUAGUAGAAAAGGCUGACGUCCCUGUCGCUGAGGUACUGGAGCGCCUGAUUCAUUGCCUCGUCCCCAGUCUUGUUGCCGAUCCACCUCUUGAAGGCCUCCUCUCCUCCCGUGAUAAAGCACGCCGCGUGGAUGUCCAUAGUCCCGUAUUCCCACUGCCCUCCGCCCAUCUCCGUGUUGUAGGCCCAUCCCUUAAACUUUUUCUUCAACAACAUCAUCUCGUCAAUCUGCUCCUGCAGCCGGCCAGAGUUCCAAUCGUCCUUGAUGGUCCUCAUGUCGAAGCCCUUGUGCGCCACAAGACUCGUCAUCACGUCCUCGUCACCGGGGCUUGUCUGGAUCAGGUGGCUCGAGUGCCUUUCCUUCAGCUCAGACCAAUCAUCCGGCCAGCCAAUCGCGUAGAGAAU
This is a messenger RNA of Vitrella brassicaformis, 654 nucleotides long. NCBI's taxonomy places the organism in Eukaryota, Vitrellaceae. The record is from the annotation of a GenBank genome assembly.